Messenger RNA from Xenia sp. Carnegie-2017, 504 nucleotides. RefSeq names its product peptidyl-prolyl cis-trans isomerase FKBP1A-like. The coding region runs from base 59 to 385 and encodes 108 amino acids. The transcript is spliced from 6 exons. Lineage: Eukaryota; Metazoa; Cnidaria; Anthozoa; Malacalcyonacea; Xeniidae. Gene Ontology annotation, molecular function: peptidyl-prolyl cis-trans isomerase activity. The record is from RefSeq and is a predicted model, not a curated record.
UGUAAUAAUACUCCUUGAGUGGGUAGUUCGCCAUUUUUUAUUUUGUACCACUUUAAAAAUGGGUGUACAAGUUGAUGUUAAAAAACCAGGAGACGGCAAAACUUUCCCCAAAGUAGGACAGACUGUAAUUGUUCAUUAUACAGGUUGUCUUCAAAAUGGAAAAAAAUUUGAUUCAUCUCGUGAUAGAGGAAAGCCAUUCAAGUUCAAGAUAGGAAAGGGUCAAGUCAUUCGGGGAUGGGAUGAAGGUGUAGCUCAGAUGAGUGUUGGUGAGAUAGCUACAUUAACAUGCUCACCAGAUUAUGGUUACGGUUCACGAGGACACCCCGGUGUUAUCCCUCCAAAUGCAACUUUAAUUUUUGAUGUGGAGUUUUUGGGUAUUGAAUGAAAUGCGGAAGAAUCCCACUGAUCGAGUUUUGUAGAAAGAUUUUUUUAAUUUGCUAUUUACAAGUAUAUUAAAUUUGUAAGACUUUCCAGUUUUAUUGAUACAGUAAAUAUUCAAGUACA